Molecule: messenger RNA, 8028 nt
Organism: Peromyscus maniculatus bairdii (prairie deer mouse)
Lineage: Eukaryota; Metazoa; Chordata; Mammalia; Rodentia; Cricetidae
Gene: Palm2akap2
Product: PALM2 and AKAP2 fusion
Biological process (GO): regulation of cell shape
Cellular component (GO): membrane
Source: RefSeq, a predicted model, not a curated record
ACGGCUUGGCUGCUCCACCUUGCGAGAGGCCAGAGCGCCCCGGCCCCGGCAGAGGCCAGCAGCGCCUGGAGCCCCGCAGCAGUGCGCCGGGCCGCCCAGAUCCCCGCGAUGGAGAUGGCAGAGGCGGAAUUGCACAAGGAGAGGCUGCAAGCCAUAGCAGAGAAAAGAAAGAGGCAGACAGAAAUAGAAGGAAAGAGACGACAGCUUGACGAACAAGUCCUGCUGCUGCAGCAUUCCAAGUCCAAAGUCCUUCGGGAAAAAUGGCUGCUGCAGGGUGUUCCUGCGGGAACAGCAGAGGAGGAGGAAGCCAGGAGACGGCAGUCUGAAGAGGAUGAGUUCAAAGUCAAGCAGCUUGAAGAUAACAUUCAGAGGCUGGAGCAGGAAAUACAAGCGCUCGAAAGUGAAGAGUCCCAGAUAUCUGCCAAAGAGCAGCUCAUCCUCGAGAAACUGAAGGAGACAGAGAAAUCCUUCAAGGACCUGCAGAAGAGUCUCUCCACUGCUGAUGGAGCUGUAUACGCCAUGGAAAUUAAUGUGGAGAAAGACAAACAAACAGGAGAGACCAAGAUUCUCUCUGCAUCCACCAUUGGCCCAGAGGGGGUCCAUCAGAGAGGAGUCAAAGUCUAUGAUGAUGGUACCAAAGUAGUGUAUGAGGUGCACUCAGGAGGCACCGUGGUAGAAAACGGAGUCCACAAACUAAGCGCAAGGGAUGUGGAAGAACUAAUUCAGAAGGCUGGACAAUCGAGCUUCAGGGGGCACAUGUCAGAAAGGACUGUUGUUGCAGAUGGGAGCCUGGGCCAUCCCAAGGAACACAUGCUCUGCAAAGAAGCCAAGUUAGAGAUGGUGCAAAAAUCCAGGAAAGAUCACGCUUCGGGAAACCCCGCGCAGCAGGCCCAGCCCUCCGGCACGGAGGGGCCAGAGGCGAACCUGGAUCAACCCGUCACCAUGAUUUUUAUGGGCUACCAAAACAUCGAAGAUGAAGAGGAGACUAAAAAGGUGCUAGGCUACGACGAAACCAUCAAGGCCGAAUUAGUCCUGAUCGAUGAAGACGAUGAGAAGUCUCUAAGAGAGAAGACGGUGACGGAUGUGUCCACGAUCGACGGGAACGCAGCUGAGCUGGUGUCCGGGAGGCCCGUGUCAGAUACCACAGAACCCUCCUCCCCAGAAGGCAAGGAAGAGAGCCUGGCCACAGAGCCGGCCCCAGCAUCUGGGUGGUCCGGUGCACUGCUACAGGGGGAUGAAGCAACUGCAGAUCCCAUAGGAACCGACGCAGACAUGGCCAUUGAGAAGCCUCCCCAGCUUUCUGAGGAUGCCAACCAGCUGAGAAGCAAGCGAGACAGCUGUGGUGACAUCCGCCUGGAGCCUGCUGCCACCUCUCUCUCCUCAGAUCACAAAAACAUGGAAAUUGAGGUGGCUGUGACAGAAUGUAAAAGUGUACCUGGAAUCACCUCUACCCCCCAUUCCAAGGACCACUCCUCCCCUUUUUAUUCGCCUUCACACAAUGGCCUCCUCACUGAUCACCAUCAGUCCUUAGAUAAUGAUGUCGCCCGAGAGAUCCAAUAUCUAGACGAGGUGCUGGAGGCCAACUGCUGUGAUUCCUCUGUGGAUGGAACUUACAACGGAAUCUCCUCCCCAGAGCCUGGUGCGGCCAUACUGGUGAGCAGCCUGGGCUCACCUGCCUAUACACCUGCCCACUCAGCUACCGAGGCAGAACCCACGGAGGAAGCAUCUGGCAGGCAGGUGCCUCCUCACAUCGAGCUCAGUAGAAGCCCUUCUGACACCAUGGCUGAAGGAGAAAGAGCCAAUGGACACGCCACUGACCAGCCCCAGGGCAUGCUGGGGGAUGGCCUGCAGGCACCUGCCAGCCCCAGCUCCUCCACCAGCUCCCACUGCUCCUCCCGUGAUGGGGAGUUCACGCUCACCACGCUGAAGAAGGAGGCCAAGUUUGAGCUGCGUGCCUUCCACGAGGACAAGAAACCCUCCAAACUCUUUGAGGAGGACGAGCGCGAGAAGGAGCAGUUCUGCGUGCGGAAAGUGAGGCCCUCCGAAGAGAUGCUGGAGCUGGAGAAGGAGCGGAGGGAGCUCAUUCGGAGCCAGGCUGUGAAGAAGAAUCCCGGCAUCGCCGCCAAGUGGUGGAAUCCCCCCCAGGAGAAAACUCUUGAGGAACAGCUGGAUGAGGAACAUCUGGAGUCCCACAGAAAGUACAAGGAGCGUAAAGAGAGAAGGGCACAGCAGGAACAGCUGCAGUUGCAGCAGCAGCAACAGCUGCAGCAGCAGCAACAGCUGCAGCAGCUGCCCCUACCCCAGCUCUACACAGCCCCAGCUUCUCACGAACAUCUAGAUGGCAUGGAACACACCAAGGAGGAUGUCGUCACUGAGCAGAUUGACUUCUCUGCUGCACGCAAGCAGUUCCAGCUGAUGGAGAAUUCCAGGCAGACGUUGGCCAAGGGCCAAAGCACACCAAGGCUGUUCUCCAUCAAGCCUUUCUACAAACCCCUUGGGUCCAUCAACUCAGACAAGCCACCAACUAUCCUGCGGCCACCUACCGUUGUCGGGGGACCUUCGGAAGACAGCAGCACACAGGCAGCCAAGGGGCAGAAGGUGUCCUGUGUAUCUGAGAGCCAGUCUGCAGGAGCAGGCCCGGGGAGCACUGCCACUCAGGGAAAGGAAGGGCCAUACAGUGAGCCUUCCAAACGUGGGCCCUUGUCUAAACUAUGGGCAGAGGAUGGAGAGUUCACGAGUGCCCGGGCCGUUCUUACUGUAGUCAAGGAUGAAGAUCACGGGAUUUUGGACCAGUUUUCCAGAUCCGUCAAUGUAUCUUUGACCCAAGAGGAGCUAGACUCAGGUUUGGAUGAGUUGUCCGUGAGGUCUCAGGACACCACUGUCCUGGAGACUCUGUCCAAUGACUUCAGCAUGGACAACAUCAGCGACAGCGGAGCUUCCAACGAGACACCCAAUGCCCUCCAAGAAAACUCGCUGGCUGAUUUCUCUCUGCCUCAGACUCCCCAAACAGACAACCCCGCAGAGGGUCGAGAAGGGGUCUCCAAGUCAUUCAGCGACCAUGGUUUCUAUUCUCCCUCCUCCACCCUGGGAGACUCCCCAUCAGUUGAUGACCCCUUGGAAUAUCAGGCUGGGCUCCUGGUGCAGAAUGCCAUUCAACAAGCCAUAGCUGAGCAGGUGGAUAAGGCUGAGCCACACUCCAGUAAGGAGGGCUCGGAACAGCAGGGACCCGCAGCAACCGCCAAGGAAGCCGGAAGCCAGGCUUCCGCCUCCGAGAAACCCCAGAGCAUGUUUGCACCACCUCAGGUGUCCUCUCCCGUUCAAGAGAAAAGGGAUGUAUUACCAAAGAUCCUCCCCGUGGAGGACAGGGCACUCAGGGAAAAGGGGCCCUCCCAGCCGCCCACAGCUGUGCAGCCCAGUGGGCCAGUCAACAUGGAGGAGAGCAGGCCGGAAGGAGGCUAUUUCAGCAAGUACUCCGAGGCAGCCGAGCUGAGAAGCACAGCCUCCCUCCUGGCUACCCAAGAGUCUGAUGUCAUGGUCGGGCCCUUCAAACUGAGGUCGAGGAAGCAGCGGACUUUGUCCAUGAUCGAGGAAGAGAUCCGAGCCGCCCAGGAAAGGGAAGAGGAGCUGAAGCGGCAGAGGCAAGUGGCGCAGAGCAUCCCGAGCCCCAGGGCCAAGAAUGCCCCAUCUCUGCCUUCUAGAACCGCCUGCUACAAGACUGCUCCAGGGAAAAUAGAGAAAGUCAAACCUCCUCCAUCCCCCACAACUGAAGGUCCCAGCUUGCAGCCUGACUUAGCCCCUGAAGAGGCCGCCGGAACCCAGCGGCCCAAGAACCUGAUGCAGACCCUCAUGGAAGACUAUGAGACACACAAAUCUAAAAGGCGCGAGAGAAUGGAUGAUAGUAGUUACACCUCUAAGUUACUGUCUUGCAAGGUGACUUCCGAGGUCCUGGAGGCCACACGGGUUAAUCGAAGAAAGAGCGCUCUGGCCUUGCGCUGGGAGGCAGGGAUUUAUGCCAACCAGGAGGAGGAGGGUGACGAAUAAACUUCCUUCAGCCCAGGAAACUCCUUUGCUGAAGGAGUUUCUGCAAAGAAACCAAGAGAUUAUCAGUUCAGAAGCAUUUUAACUGACUAUUUAUUAAAGUGCAUACAAACUCAACAAUCCUCAUGUAGACCAGAAGCUGCAAUACACAAUGAUUUAAAAAACAACAAACAAACAAAAAACAAAACAAAAAGUGAAGAGGAAGUCCACCCAUCAAACUCUGAGACCCGAGAGUCAGAAGAGGAAGGAUUUCUUUGUGGUUCAAAGAAGCCCCUGGCCUUGGACCAUUCCACAACCAGUCCAAAGGGACACGGGCAUGACAAAAUCGUCAACGUCGUUGCUGCAGGCAGAACUGAAGCCAGCCUGGGCUGGGUGAGGAGGAGGAGGAGGAGCCAACGGUGACACAGUCAUUCCAAGGCAACAAACAGGGCCCGGGUUGUUCCUCCACACCAGCUUCCCGCCCCUUUCUCUCUUGAGGCAUCAGACGUGUUGGGUUGACUCCAUUUUUCUCCAGCAGCUGUAAAACAAAUGGUGUUUCUUUCCACGGUUGCCCAAAAAGGGCAAUGAGAAUUCAAUCUCUGUCAUGUGUAAUCAAUCAUUUUUAAUUGGGAACACUUAAUGGUCACAAUAUAUAAAAUCUGCAUUUUAUAGACAAUAUCUUUCCAUGUUGCAGAUGCAAUCUAUUCUACGGUAGGAGGAUGAGGACGGUGGGGGGGGGGAGAGCCAAACCAAAUGGGUUAUUAGCUUUAGGACCUUCUCUGCUUAUCCUGGUGACUGAUCUGUUUAGGGAAACACACUUUCACAGUUAUGUUUCUUCAUAUGAAAACUAUAUUUAGUGGGCAAUGAUUAUUUUUAUGAUGGGAUGGGGAAAUAGGAACAUGGGUAAAAUCUGUACACGUUGAACAGCUUGGUUCAAGAUGGUAGGAGUAUUUUUAGAAUGGCAAUAAUUGGAAACAAAAGGGGGCAGACUCUGCCUUAGAAGGGUAGAUGAUCAGGAACACAGUGUUUAUAACUAUUUUGUAUUUUAAAAUGGGCCUUAGAGGUGGUUGGGGCAUAGGAUGGACUGUUUUGGAUCUGAGAAAGGCAACAUUAAAGUCUUGGAGGUAGAGAGAGAAAUGGGGUGGGAGGGAGAAAGAGUGGGAAAGGAAGGAAGAGAAAUUAUUUUUGCUGAACAACCAGUGUUUUUCAGGAUGACAAAGAGAAAACUAUAGAAUAGAAAUUUAAGUACAGACGUGGAAUCAGCUACAAAUCCUAAAGAUGGUGUGUAUGCCUUUGUGUGCCUGUAUAAAGGGUGCAUGUUCAUGAGUAAGGUAUGGCGUGUGUGUGUGUGUGUGUGUGUGUGUGUGUGUGUGUGUGUGUGUGUGUGUGUUGACUGUGACACUUGGGUGGACAGUGUUUCCUCCAUAGCUGUCUGCCAGCAUCAGGUGUGAGUGACAAUUUUCUUUUUUUUAUGAAAAGGGAUAUAAAGGCACAGGGCUGACGCAGUAUUUCUAAUAUUGAACUGACCUAACAUGGUAUUUGCAUGAGUCAUGAUUGUGAGGUUUUGCGCAGUUUUGUAUUGAUAAUUUGACAUUUAGAACACAGCCUAUUUAUUCUCAUGCUUUGUAUUCAUGCCUCAUGAGCUACAGAGGACUCAGCUUUACUCUUUGUCUCAUUUAAAGCAAUAUGAAUAAGGGGUUCACUCAUCAGGUGCCCUGAGUUUCUGGAUGAGGAAAUGUUUCAUUUCUGGCAAGGAGGGGGUGGGGGAGGGGGAGGGGAAGGAGAAAAAAAGAACUAACCGGUCUUCAUUAUUUUUCCUUUAUCUUAAAAACUAUUUCUUAAAAGCAAUAAUUAAAUCAGACCUUGCUAAAAUUCAUUUUUGUUUUUAUGUUAUUAUAUCAUAAGAUUUAAUAUGUUAUUCUAAUAAGUAGCGACUCCACCAUAUUUAUAUGUACCUUUCCACAUGUUAUCUUUGCUCUUUUUAUUAGACUAGUGUUGACUUUAGGGAAAAGCUUAUUCAUGGAUAAGUAGUGGGCACAAAGUAAAAAGGAAUUGUCGAGUGACUUAUCAGGAUCUUUAAAAACUGCCAAGGGACCCUGUAACUCGAAGCCAAAUUCUGCAGAUGGUAGCCAAAUUGUACGAGGGAAGCGCACACUGUCUUUAGAUAGUUCAUUCUUUUAGACACGAUGUUUUUAAAAUGCUAGACAUUGGAGACAGAAGACAAAUGAGAAGCUGCUGCAGGGAAUUUGCUUUCUAAUAAGGAAGGCUCUUCCAGAAGCUAAUGUCCUGGAGCAUGACAUCCAUGUCAGGUUAGAAGUCCUGCUAGGUGGAUGGCCACACUGGUGGGCACAUCUUUGCCUAAGGAUUUCCAGCUGGAGGCCCCAAAUGCCAGGCUUGAGUACACAGUGAUGUGGGUGUUCCUUCCCUUGGGAAAUACAGGGACAAGGACACAUGAGGAAAGGGUAGCUGCAGAGUCCCAUGGCCCCACACAGUGGUAGUUAGAACGCCUGGAGAGUAGGAUAGUGUGGGUCAUACGAGGAAAGACCUGCUUCAUGGUUUCUGGAUCUGCUGGAGACUGGAGGCAGUGUAAAGCAACUUCCUCAGUUCUCACAAGAGGAAACAGGCCUCAUGAUUUCCUUAAAUUUCCUGUCCUGUUUGGAAGGGAAACUUGGACCCACACAGAGGUCACAUUGAGGAGAGAAUUGGCAGCCAGCCGGGGGCCACACAAUCCAUGGAAUUACUUUGGUGGGAGAUGAAGUGCUCUUUUGACUGCAGUAGAUUGAGCAAGAAAUUCUAGGAUCGGGGAUUAUACAGCUGGGCCCCCUGCGCCAUACGCCUUUUGUAGAUAAGGAGACACCCAGUGUCUGUGACUCUUUCCUGGUCACACAGCUUUUUUUCACUGGCCCCUCCAUUUCCCAGGGUUACCCAUUUCCCUGAAUUCUAAUGACUGCCGUCUGUUUCCUCGCUCUCCUUGCUGACAGGUGUAUGCUAUUAAAAUGGAAAUCGCAGCUCCAUGGGAGAGCCAGCUUCUCUCUGUGUUCUUGGGAGAUGUUUUUGUCUGGGGGCGGGAGGGUGGUGUUGAAUUGUUUUCCUUAUUCAAGACACAUUUGAGCCAUUGCUUUGGACACAUCUCUGUGCUAGGCUCUAGGAUCCCACGUGGGCUCUUGUCACCUUCCCAAGACAAACCAGCAGGUCCCUGGAGGGAAAUCUGUCCUGCCCCAUAAGCCUGAGGUGAGAGGCUCCUCCCUGGUUUUGCCUCAGCCGCUUGGCUCUCCCCUGCAUCAACACACACGCUUGUUAGUCUGAGCCGUAAGAAAUGUUUAGCUUCUGUAGAUGUUAAAAACCUUCCUGAGAGAACUCCACACCGCAGUGUGGAUACACUCACUUUCCUCCAGAGCCAAUGACUGACGGCCUUGGCUUUCUUAUCUAGGAAUGACGGAAGCAGGGCACAGUGCAUGUCCUUUCCUCUUAUCCAUGCAUGCUGCCCACCCUAGGCAAUGGCGUAGAAACAGUAUAUAGAUCAGUGUCCACACACACACACACACACACACACAUACACACACCACACACACACACAUACACACACUACAAUAAGGAACACCAAAACAGUGUUGAUUGUUGUCUUCAAAAAUAUUUUUUUCACCUGAAGAAUGGACUUAAACUAUGUAUUGAAAAACAAUAGCUUAAGUGUUAGAGAUGGUGAAUGUACCCAGUUUCAGUUAUAAAACCAAUCCUGGAUUUUAAGCAUUCAGUGAGCUGCCAAUUUUUAUUCUGUGUUGCUCUUUAUCCAAAUGACUUUUCCUUUCUUUUUUUUUUUUUAAAUUGGAGGAAGGGUGGGGCGGGAUGGGUGGGGCAAGCAGCAAUACUGUGUUUGAAAAAAAUAUACUCUGUACCUGGCUUUCCUGUGUUAUGUUAACCACUUAAAUGUUUUUAUUCUGCUUCGGUUUUAUAGUGACUGUGAGGCAUUCGAUGCAACUAUACAAUUAUUUUCUCAUUAAAACUCAACAUGUG